UGGGUGUUCAUCCCGUGGCUGCAGUGUGAAUUGGACAGGUAUCAAGACCGUGUCAAUAACACUGCAAAGAGACAUGAUCAUAACAAGGUUCUCCCUCAUGGUGUGCCAAAUCUGAUCUAUGAGUCCCCUGAAGAAUUUGGCGCAAUGGAUUUUAAGAUAAGCUUUAAUCUUCCUGACGGCAUAGAUCAUGUGCACCAGGUAUAUGUCAAAUCUGAUCAUCCAGUAUUUGACUUGGUGCCUCAGGCACUCGAUCACUUUAUUCAGUGUUGUUAUGAUGACCUUGGUCGGCCUCCAGUCACCCGCCAAUCAGCUUGGCACAUUUACUUGGAUUUACUUCACUCUCUCCGA
Molecule: messenger RNA, 348 nt
Organism: Suillus bovinus
Lineage: Eukaryota; Fungi; Basidiomycota; Agaricomycetes; Boletales; Suillaceae
Exons: 3
Source: RefSeq, a predicted model, not a curated record